Molecule: messenger RNA, 2006 nt
Organism: Triplophysa dalaica
Lineage: Eukaryota; Metazoa; Chordata; Actinopteri; Cypriniformes; Nemacheilidae
Gene: enosf1
Product: enolase superfamily member 1
Exons: 16
Coding region: 328-1653 (441 amino acids)
Biological process (GO): amino acid catabolic process; carbohydrate catabolic process
Molecular function (GO): L-fuconate dehydratase activity; magnesium ion binding
Source: RefSeq, a predicted model, not a curated record
AUAUGUUUAUGUGUACGUGUGCUUGUGUUGCCCAUCGCGCGCAGGUGAAAUACGGCGCGAAGUUCACUUCUCCAGCACGCAAACACACGGCCGUCAUUACGAGUCCUCGAGGGCUCUGUAAACACAGGAACAGCUCGUGCCCAAUGAGUUCAACAAAUCCAGCUGGUGUCAGCACAAACGAGGUCUGCGCUUGGGAAUCCCGCUCUCGCGAUACUUUGACGUCAGACGCCGAAUAGCGCUGCGCAGCUCCGCGUCACCGUGUAUAGGCUCUUCAGUGUUUCACUUUCACGUUUAUUCAAAACUUAAACAACUUGCAGUUGACACGAGAUGUUACGAAAUAAAAUUAUAAAUUUGACAGUGCGCGACGUGAGAUUCCCGACGUCCCUGGAACAACAUGGAUCUGAUGCCAUGCACACCGAUCCGGAUUACUCGGUCGCGUAUGUUGUGAUCGAGACCACGAACGCCGAACUGAAGGGUUACGGACUGACUUUUACUGUGGGGAAAGGAACGGAAAUCGUUGUAUGUGCAGUUAAAGCUUUAUCCUCCCUGGUGGUCGGGAGAACUUUGGAGGAGAUUGUCAGUAACUUCAGAGGUUUUUACAGACUGCUUUCCAGUGACGGUCAGAUGCGAUGGAUUGGACCAGAGAAAGGAGUCAUACAGCUUGCCACAGCUGCCAUUCUGAAUGCUGUCUGGGAUCUAUGGGCACGAGCAGAGGGCAAGCCCCUGUGGAAGCUCCUUGUGGAUAUGGAUCCUGCGCAGUUGAUCAGGUGUAUUGAUUUCAGAUACAUCACUGAUGCUCUGACUGAGCAGGAGGCUUUAGAUAUUCUUAUAAAAGCGAGAGAGGGAAAGCAGACGAGAGAGAAGCAGAUGUUAAGGGAAGGUUAUCCGGCUUACACCACUUCCUGUGCCUGGCUAGGUUACACCGACCAACAGCUCACUAAGCUCUGCUCUGACGCUCUCGCUCAAGGAUGGACGAAAUUUAAAGUGAAGGUCGGAGCCGACAUAGAGGACGACAUCCGCAGGUGCGGCCUCAUCCGCAAGAUGAUCGGCCCGAACAACAUCCUGAUGGUUGAUGCCAACCAACGAUGGGAUGUUGCCGAGGCGGUCUCAUGGGUAACCAGACUGGCGGAGUUCCGUCCGCUGUGGAUCGAGGAGCCCACAUGUCCCGAUGAUAUUCUCGGUCAUGCGUUCAUCUCUAAGGCACUCGCUCCGAUUGGUAUUGGAGUCGCCACAGGAGAGCAGUGUCACAACAGAGUGAUGUUCAAGCAGUUUCUCCAAGCGUCUGCGCUGCAGUUUGUGCAGAUCGACAGCUGUCGGGUGGGCAGCGUUAAUGAAAACCUCGCCAUCAUUCUCAUGGCUGCCAAGUUCAAUGUUCCAGUGUGUCCUCACGCUGGAGGUGUGGGGCUUUGUGAGCUUGUUCAGCAUCUCAUUUUAUUUGACUACAUCGCAGUGUCCGCAAGCUUACACAACAGGAUGUGCGAGUAUGUGGAUCACCUCCACGAACACUUCAGAAGCCCCACCAACAUCAGAAACGCCUGCUAUAUGCCACCAACUGAUCCUGGUUUCUCCUGUGAGAUGCUGGAAGAGUCGGUACAGAAGCAUCAGUUUCCUGAUGGAGAGGUUUGGACAAACAUUCUGAAGCACGACAAGUGAGAAAAAGAAACACAGACGUGAUGGUGAAGAUCAAUGACUGCACAUUAUUACAUCACUGUCUCGAAUACUUGAUUCUGAUACUUGAUUCUUCGUCAGUCAGGACUUUCCAAAGCGUGUUUUUUCCGUAAACAGCCACUAAAACUGACAACACACCGUCCAUCUUGACUGGUGAAGUUUAAUGCUAACAAGUUCAAUACGAAUAUACCUAAUUAAUGAGAUUUUAUUUACAAAUGAUUGAAAGCAAAUUGAAUGUCAGUCUUGUUUAAACUGUGAGUCUUGGUCUUAAAUGUUUUUUCUUUGGAGAAGGGGUUUACAUUUGUUGCAAAUCAGCUCAAUAAAACCUUUCAAAUCAA